UCAAUGAAUGAAUUGGUGCACUGUGAGCGACCACCAUCUAUUCAAGGGAUUUCCAUUUGCUCCCGGCUUUCAACGCAGAGCAUAUGAAUUUGCUUAGACAGACCCUUUUAAGAAGUUGAACAGAUUUGGUCGGAGAAAAUGGCACAACGCGUGCUUUUCUUUCUACUGUGGCUCUCUGACCGGUCUUUCGCAGGAUUUCCCAAUCAGAUUAACAUCGGGGGAUUGUUCAUGCGGUCCACGGUGCAGGAGCACAGCGCGUUCAGGUUCGCUGUGCAACUCUACAACACCAACCAAAACACGACUGAAAAGCCUUUCCAUCUCAACUACAAUGUCGACAACCUUGAGUCGUCCAACAGCUUCUCAGUCACCCAUGCGUUUUGCUCUCAGUUCUCCCGCGGGGUGUAUGCCAUCUUCGGAUUCUACGACAAGAAGUCCAUGAACACCUUGACCUCGUUCUGCGGCGCCCUGCACACCUCCUUCGUCACGCCCAGUUACCCCACCGAUAAUGAGGUGCAGUUUGUCAUCCAGAUGCGGCCCGCCCUCCGGGGUGCAGUCCUCAGCGUGCUCUCCCACUACAAAUGGCAGAAGUUUGUCUACCUCUACGACACCGACCGAGGUUUCUCCAUACUGCAGGCCAUCAUGGAGGCUGCGGUAGCAAACAACUGGCAGGUGACGGCCCGCUCUGUCAGCAGCACAACAGAUGCAGCAGAGUUCAAGCGCAUCAUUGAAGAGAUGGACAGGAGGCAAGAGAAGCGCUAUGUGAUUGACUGCGAGGUGGAUCGGGUCAAUACUAUAUUUGAACAGGUUGUGGCCCUGGGAAAGAACAGUCGUGGGUACCACUACAUUCUGGCCAAUCUUGGAUUUUCGAAUGUGAGCAUGGACAAAGUCUUUGCCGGUGGAGCCAACAUUUCAGGGUUUCAGAUAGUCAACCCUGAGAACCCGAUUGUGCAGCAGUUCAUGCAGCGCUGGGAGCGCCUAGAUGAAAGAGAAUUCCCAGAAGCUCGAAACUCUCCUCUGAAGUACACCUCAGCUCUGACCCAUGAUGCCAUCCUGGUGAUAGCAGAAGCCUUCAGGUACCUGCGGCGCCAACGCGUGGACGUCUCCCGCCGAGGCAGCGCCGGAGACUGUCUGGCCAAUCCCGCUGUACCUUGGAGCCAGGGUAUAGACAUUGAGAGAGCUCUCAAGACGGUCCAACUGCAGGGGAUGACCGGGAACAUCCAGUUUGACAACUAUGGCCGCAGGACCAAUUUCACCGUAGAUGUUUAUGAGAUGAAAAUAGGUGGGCCGAGGAAGAUCGGGUACUGGAACGAGUACUCGCGAUUUGUAAAUAUUAUGGACCCGCAGGUCUCCAACGAAUCCUCGGUGGAAAACCGAACCAUUGUGGUCACUACUAUUAUGGAAGCUCCUUAUGUGAUGUACAAGAAAAAUUAUAUGCAUCUGGAGGGGAAUGACAGAUAUGAAGGCUACUGCGUCGAUUUAGCAUCUGAGAUUGCCAAACAUGUUGGAAUUAAGUACAAACUGUCUAUAGUAAUGGAUGGAAAAUACGGCGCCCGAGACCCUGAGACCAAGACGUGGAACGGGAUGGUGGGUGAACUGGUCUAUGGGAGAGCAGAUAUAGCUGUUGCACCUCUCACCAUUACUCUGGUUCGAGAGGAGGUGAUAGACUUUUCCAAGCCGUUUAUGAGCUUGGGCAUCUCCAUUAUGAUAAAGAAGCCGCAAAAGUCCAAGCCCGGUGUUUUCUCCUUCCUGGACCCGCUGGCCUAUGAAAUCUGGAUGUGUAUAGUCUUUGCCUAUAUCGGGGUGAGCGUGGUCCUGUUCCUGGUCAGUCGAUUCAGUCCUUAUGAGUGGAACCUAGAGGAACAGGACGAGACCAAAGACCCUCAGACUCCCCCCGACCCUCCCAAUGACUUUGGCAUCUUCAAUUCCCUCUGGUUCUCACUGGGCGCCUUCAUGCAGCAGGGCUGUGACAUCUCUCCCAGGUCUCUGUCGGGCCGUAUCGUCGGCGGUGUGUGGUGGUUCUUCACUCUCAUCAUCAUCUCCUCCUAUACGGCCAACCUGGCUGCCUUCUUGACCGUGGAAAGAAUGGUCUCGCCCAUAGAAAGUGCUGAAGAUCUGGCCAAGCAGACAGAGAUAGCAUAUGGGACUCUGGACUCAGGCUCCACAAAAGAGUUUUUCAGGCGAUCCAAAAUAGCAGUGUAUGAGAAGAUGUGGUCAUACAUGAAAUCUGCGGAGCCCUCAGUGUUUGUUAAGACCACGCCUGAUGGCGUGGCCAGGGUACGAAAAUCAAAAGGCAAGUUUGCCUUUCUCCUCGAAUCCACCAUGAACGAGUACAUCGAGCAGCGGAAGCCGUGUGACACCAUGAAAGUGGGCGGGAACCUCGACUCGAAAGGCUACGGUGUGGCGACACCCAAAGGCUCAGCAUUAAGAACUCCUGUAAACCUUGCAGUAUUGAAACUCAGUGAACAAGGCAUCUUAGACAAGCUGAAAAACAAAUGGUGGUACGAUAAGGGUGAAUGUGGAACCAAGGACUCUGGAAGUAAGGACAAGACAAGUGCUCUCAGCCUAAGCAAUGUGGCGGGUGUCUUCUAUAUUCUGGUUGGAGGGCUGGGGCUGGCCAUGAUGGUAGCUCUGAUAGAGUUCUGUUAUAAAUCACGACAAGAAACCAAACGGCUGAAAUUGGCUAAGAAUGCCCAGAAUUUUAAGCCGGCUCCCCCGACCAACACCCAGAACUUUGCCACAUACAGGGAAGGUUACAACGUUUACGGAACUGAGAGCGUUAAGAUCUAGAGGUUUACAAAAAGAAAUUGCCAUAUGACUGUGACAAAAAAGAAACAAAAAAAACAAAAAACAAUCGACGAAAGGCACAGGAUCAUUGGUUUGGUGCUUCAAACCAAAUCCUCUCGGGCGGAAACAGCACGAUAAUCUGCAAUGACGACACGACUGGACUGGUCAUGGGAAGAGUCGACGGGGUUCGUUCCCCUCUCUCAGUGCCUUAUGGAACUCCACGUCAAAUCAAUGCAACUCAUUCACAGUGAUAUUGCUUUUUGCUUGAAGCUCAUACAAAAUGGAAGAAUUGUGCUGUGACAUACAUAUAUAUGUAUAUGUAUAUGUAUAUAUAUAUAUAUAUAUAUAUAUAUAUAUAUAUAUAUAUAUAUAUAUAUAUAUAUAUAUAUAUAUACAUAGCUAGAUAGAUAGAUAUAAACCAUGGAUGAGAGAUCUAAAGCCAUCAUUUACAACCCCUAAGCACAUUUUCAAGUGCCAAUAACACAAUGAAUCUUACAUGACAAGUGUCUAAUUGGUUUCUUGUAAUCAAUAUGAUUGGAUUAGUCUUCAUCUAUCUGCUGCCAGAUUUUCACUGGUUAUACUGUAUGUGUUCAAAUUAUUUUAUUAGAUCUACUCAGCGCACUGUAAGACACUGGUUAUUAGAUAAUAGCUUUUAUACUCCUGUGAGUCACUUGUAAUGGCCAUGUACUUAUUGCUAACGAUAGAUGAAGCUCAUUGGAGUGAAACGCCAUUCAGCCCGAAACAAAGAUGUGUGUUGUUUGUACUCUAAACUCUGGUGCUGCUGCCAACGUCUUCUGAAAGUUUGAUGGGACUUGUGAAGAUGAGAAGAUGAUCCGGUUCAGCGCUGACAGCUCCAGAAACUCAAGAGCCGGGUCAUGAUUCACACUUCCAAUACUGCCAAGAGGGUGUUUUGUAAGACGAGUGUGUAAAGACUGAGUUAAAAAAAAAAAAAAAAAAGAAAGAAAAAAAAUGUUUUUGAGUUACACUCUGUAAAAUAUCAAUGGUUUGAUGCUCCAAAGAAUCUUUCUCUGAGAUCUAGAGUCAUUCAAGUCUCCUUUACAUCAAAGCAAAUCCGAACAAAAAGGGUAAUUCAACUGUAGAUGUUCUGCAAUCCAAUUAAAAGUAUAACAGUUAUGGCUUUUUAUCCGUAUUUUAUUUUUUAAACUAUCUUACCAUUUUCUCUGGAAUCUGCACAUUUUCACCAAGCUGUUUGCUUUACAGUAUAAUUUGGUUCCUUUAAUGAGAAUUAUAGUGUUUGGUGACUUCACUUAGUAAAUGAAAAUGAAACAUAUAUGAAUACAACAGAAAAUAGAUUUAUACAAGGUUAUACUGGGAAGAGCCCUGAUGCUUAGCACAUUACCACAUUGCUGUAAUAUUUUUUUUUCUUUUAUAAAGACUGUGAUUCCAUAGGAUUUGGGGAGAUGUUAUCACCUGAAACUAUGGGCAGAUGUUUUAUAUAAAAUAAACACAAGAAGAUAAUGUGAAGAAAAGAACAAGCGAAUGAGAGAUGUGUACAUUUAGAUACAUUAGAAUUAUUUAUACAACAGGAUAAAAUAUUGUUUUUUUCCCUCUCUUCUUUUUUUUUCCCUCAAAGAAAUUGCAUGUAAAAUCAAUGAUGCUUGACGAGCUCUGCUACUCACAAACUGACCUUAGGUUAACGUUAGAAGUCCAGCCCUGGUCAUUCUUUUAUAAAUCGGUUCCACCUUUUUUCUUUUAAGCACAUCUCACAUUCUGCAGAAACAAAAAUCUCCAGGCAUAGUCGUGGGUACAAAAGAGCAAAAGAUGCAUGCAUAAUUUGCUGAACCUCAUUAGAGGGGCGCUGUACAGAGAAUUUUAAUACAUUUUGUAAAUAAAAUGUACA
Messenger RNA from Cololabis saira (Pacific saury), 4645 nucleotides. RefSeq names its product glutamate receptor, ionotropic, AMPA 3b (gene gria3b). Gene Ontology annotation, biological process: monoatomic ion transport; synaptic transmission, glutamatergic; modulation of chemical synaptic transmission. The transcript has 16 exons. Gene Ontology annotation, molecular function: AMPA glutamate receptor activity; transmitter-gated monoatomic ion channel activity involved in regulation of postsynaptic membrane potential. The record is from RefSeq and is a predicted model, not a curated record. The coding region runs from base 139 to 2787 and encodes 882 amino acids. Lineage: Eukaryota; Metazoa; Chordata; Actinopteri; Beloniformes; Belonidae. Gene Ontology annotation, cellular component: postsynaptic membrane; dendritic spine; AMPA glutamate receptor complex.